UCGCGCCGGCGAAGUUUUCUCUGUGAACACAGAGAGUGAGAGUGAGAGUGAGAAAUGUCGAAUUUGCUAAGGGAUUUCGAGGUCGACGCUAAGAAUCCGUCGCUAGAAGCACGUCAACGAUGGAGGUCCUCCGUGUCUAUAGUGAAGAACCGUACUCGUCGUUUCCGUAACAUUCGGGAUCUCGAUAAGCUCGCUGACUACGAGACCAAGAAGCACCAGAUCCAGGAAAAGAUCCGAGUUGCUUUCUAUGUUCAAAAGGCAGCUCUUCAAUUCAUUGAUGCUGCUGCUAGGCCGGAAUACAAGCUCAGUGAUGAGGUUAAGCAAGCUGGAUUUUCUAUUGAAGCAGAUGAACUUGCAUCUAUGGUUCGCAAAAAUGACACUAAGAGCCUGGCACACAAAGGUGGAGUUGAAGAAAUUGCUAAGAAAAUAUCUGUAUCUCUAGAUGAAGGAGUUCGUUCGAGUGAAGUGCCCACCAGGGCAAAGAUAUUUGGAGAAAAUCGUUACACUGAGAAACCAGCCAGAUCAUUCUUAAUGUUUGUGUGGGAAGCGCUCCACGACAUAACCCUUAUCAUCCUUAUGGUCUGCGCUGUAGUAUCAAUAGGUGUGGGUGUUGCUACAGAAGGAUUUCCAAGGGGAAUGUAUGAUGGGACAGGGAUCUUGCUAAGUAUACUCUUGGUGGUCAUGGUUACUGCGAUCAGUGACUACAAGCAAUCUUUGCAGUUCAGAGACUUGGAUCGAGAGAAGAAGAAGAUUAAUGUCCAGGUCACCAGAGAUGGGAGCAGACAAGAAAUCUCCAUUCAUGACUUGGUCGUUGGAGAUGUAGUUCAUCUAUCUAUUGGGGAUCAAGUUCCAGCUGAUGGGAUUUUUGUAUCUGGAUACAACUUGGAGAUAGAUGAGUCAAGCUUAUCAGGUGAGAGUGAACCGUCACAUGUGAAUAAAGAGAAGCCUUUUCUGCUUUCAGGAACCAAAGUACAAAACGGUUCUGCAAAAAUGCUGGUGACAACAGUUGGUAUGAGGACUGAGUGGGGAAAGUUGAUGGAAACGCUGGUUGAUGGUGGAGAAGAUGAGACUCCUCUGCAGGUGAAGCUAAAUGGGGUUGCAACAAUAAUUGGUAAGAUUGGUUUAAGCUUUGCUGUGCUUACAUUUGUGGUAUUGUGCAUAAGGUUUGUCUUGGAGAAAGCAACGUCUGGUAGCUUCACCAACUGGUCAUCUGAAGAUGCACUGACGCUACUUGACUACUUUGCAAUUUCUGUAACUAUCAUUGUCGUUGCCGUGCCCGAAGGUUUGCCACUGGCAGUGACCUUAAGUUUGGCAUUUGCUAUGAAGAAGCUGAUGAGUGACAGGGCACUUGUGAGGCAUCUUGCUGCAUGUGAGACUAUGGGUUCUUCUACUUGCAUCUGCACUGAUAAGACAGGAACCUUGACUACUAAUCACAUGGUGGUCAACAAAGUAUGGAUCUGUGAUAAGGUUCAAGAGAGACAAGAGGGAAGUACAGAAAGCUUUGAGUUGGAAUUACCAGAAGAAGUUCAGAGUAUUCUUUUGCAGGGCAUAUUUCAGAACACUGGUUCUGAAGUUGUUAAGGAUAAAGAUGGAAACACUCAGAUCCUAGGAUCUCCGACAGAAAGAGCAAUACUCGAAUUCGGUUUGCUUUUAGGUGGUGAUUUUAACACGCAGCGUAAAGAGCAUAAGAUACUCAAGAUUGAGCCGUUCAAUUCAGACAAGAAGAAAAUGUCUGUUCUUAUAGCUCUCCCUGGAGGUGGUGCACGGGCUUUCUGCAAAGGGGCAUCUGAAAUAGUGUUGAAAAUGUGCGAGAAUGUUGUGGAUUCGAAUGGAGAAUCUGUUCCACUAACUGAAGAACGGAUUACAAGUAUCUCUGAUGUCAUAGAGGGUUUUGCCUCAGAGGCUCUGAGGACUCUCUGCUUGGUUUACAAAGAUCUGGAUGAAGCUCCCAGUGGAGAUCUCCCUGAUGGAGGCUAUACAAUGAUAGCAGUUGUUGGAAUUAAGGAUCCAGUACGCCCGGGUGUUAGGGAAGCUGUCCAGACUUGUCAAGCUGCUGGAAUCACCGUCCGUAUGGUCACUGGAGAUAACAUAAGCACAGCUAAAGCAAUUGCAAAGGAAUGUGGUAUAUAUACUGAAGGAGGUUUAGCUAUAGAAGGUUCAGAAUUCCGGGACUUAUCUCCUCACGAAAUGAGGGCCAUUAUUCCCAAAAUUCAGGUAAUGGCUCGGUCUCUGCCAUUGGACAAACAUACUUUAGUCAGCAACUUGAGGAAAAUUGGAGAGGUAGUUGCAGUGACUGGGGAUGGGACAAACGAUGCCCCUGCCUUACAUGAGGCAGACAUUGGACUUGCAAUGGGAAUAGCUGGCACAGAGGUUGCAAAAGAGAAUGCUGAUGUGAUCAUAAUGGACGAUAACUUCAAAACAAUAGUAAAUGUGGCGAGAUGGGGACGUGCUGUGUAUAUAAACAUUCAGAAGUUUGUUCAGUUCCAGCUAACUGUUAAUGUGGUUGCUCUGAUCAUCAACUUUGUCUCUGCUUGCAUCACAGGAUCUGCUCCACUCACUGCUGUGCAACUACUUUGGGUCAACAUGAUCAUGGACACACUUGGUGCAUUGGCUCUAGCAACAGAACCUCCCAAUGAAGGUUUGAUGAAACGUGCACCAAUCGCUAGGACCGCCAGCUUCAUCACCAAAACCAUGUGGAGAAACAUCGCUGGUCAAAGCGUUUACCAGUUGAUUGUCUUGGGAAUUCUCAAUUUUGCAGGCAAAUCACUUCUCAAACUCGAUGGCCCUGAUUCCACAGCCGUUCUUAACACAGUCAUCUUCAACUCCUUCGUCUUUUGCCAGGUAUUCAAUGAGAUCAAUAGCCGCGAAAUAGAGAAGAUAAAUGUAUUCACAGGAAUGUUCAAUAGCUGGGUCUUCACAUGGGUAAUGACUGUGACCGUAGUGUUUCAAGUGAUCAUAGUGGAGUUUCUUGGAGCAUUUGCAAGCACCGUUCCUUUGAGCUGGCAACAUUGGUUACUAUCAAUCUUGAUAGGAUCAUUGAGCAUGAUUGUAGCCGUUAUCCUCAAAUGCAUACCAGUCGAGUCUUCUCACCAUCACGAUGGCUACGACCUGCUUCCUUCUGGUCCUUCUUCUUCCAACUCUGCCUGAUACCGUCACUAUGUUCAUCUUUUUUUUUGUUAUCCACAGAUAUGUAAGUUGUCUAUUUUUUGCUUAUUUGGAUACUACUGCAAAUUCUUAUUUUUAUACCACGAAUGGAAUUUUGUUUUCGGCUCACUCCAAAUCCUCCUUCUAUACGGUUUUUGUUCUUAACGUUCCUCUUCUUGGGGUAACAAUCUAGUUUCAUUGCGAUCUUAGAUAAAUAACUUCAGUUACA
Arabidopsis arenosa is the source of this 3373-nucleotide messenger RNA. The record is from the annotation of a GenBank genome assembly. NCBI's taxonomy places the organism in Eukaryota, Viridiplantae, Streptophyta, Magnoliopsida, Brassicales, Brassicaceae.